AGUGCGGUCAGACAGCUAAGCAAGUUCAGCGAAAGAGAAGGCGGCGACUGGAUCAUAACUAAUCUCGGCUCUAUUCUCUCUUCUCUCUUCUUCACAGGGACUAAACCAGUCAACCCCCUCUCUCCUGUGAAUACAUUUUUCUCAUCACUAUCCAGGAAAUCUUGAGGAAACUGCCUGAGAUUUUCUCUGUGUUGGGCUACUUAUAGGGCCUCCUCUUAACCCAUUUUGCUUACCAGUCGGUGUCUUUCAGCGCCUGGCAUUCCUCUUCCUAGUCUCUUUUUGCCUUCAUUCAUGGACCCAUUUCAGAAUGUUUACCCCGAAGACAUUCAAUUCAAUUUCUACUUCCCUGAUGAAAGUUUGGAGUCCCUGCUGUGGGACAAUACCAGUCAGUCCUUUGAUGGGUGGGCCAAAGAAGAGACUUGGACCCAGUUCCUAGACAUUAAUAAGAGUGAGGGAUCGGUUGUAGUGGAGAAAUCACAGGGUGUUCAUACCCAUUCAGAAAUACCAUGUGUUUCUGAGACUUCGGAUGAGAGUGGGAACAACAAACUGUGUGAGGGGGAGAAUGUGGUUGUUGAGAGUAAGAGCAAAAAGAGGAAGAGGAGCAUGGAAAGAGGGCCAAUGUUUGUUUUCAAUACCAGAUCCCCAACUGAUAAACUGGAUGAUGGCUAUAAAUGGAGGAAAUAUGGGAAGAAAACCAUUAAAAGUAGCCCACAUCAGAGGAGCUACUACAUGUGCUCUGAUAGCAAUUGCAUGGUGAAGAAGAGGGUAGAACGGGAUCCCAGAGACCGGGAAGUGGUGAUAACGAGCUAUGAAGGGAAGCAUAAUCAUGAAAGCCCAUGCCCACUGCCGAUCUAUUGCAUUGGGAAACCCUUGAUUGUUCAGCAGUCAGGUUCCAGGCGUUCCAUACUGAUUGUCAAUACUGGGUUAUAAUCUUAGAUCUUUUGACCACCCCAUAAUGACAUUGGCAGUUAACCACAUAGGUCAGUUGAUGUAUUUUCUGUUUCUGCACAGAAAGUUGAGAAAGAAACAAGUUUAGCAGGCUUGAAUAGCCCAAUUCUAGAGGUUUCAAAUUUAACACAUGUAAUGUGUUGCAGCAAUAAAGAUUUUGUAAUAAUUUAUAAUAGAGACUAGUUUCCGUGUUCA
Molecule: messenger RNA, 1143 nt
Organism: Cryptomeria japonica (Japanese cedar)
Lineage: Eukaryota; Viridiplantae; Streptophyta; Pinopsida; Cupressales; Cupressaceae
Product: probable WRKY transcription factor 50
Exons: 3
Coding region: 292-930 (212 amino acids)
Biological process (GO): regulation of DNA-templated transcription
Molecular function (GO): sequence-specific DNA binding; DNA-binding transcription factor activity
Source: RefSeq, a predicted model, not a curated record